Messenger RNA from Conger conger (European conger), 3246 nucleotides. It is a transcript of the gene asph, whose product is annotated as aspartate beta-hydroxylase. The coding region runs from base 134 to 1579 and encodes 481 amino acids. Gene Ontology annotation, biological process: peptidyl-aspartic acid hydroxylation. Gene Ontology annotation, cellular component: endoplasmic reticulum; membrane. The transcript is spliced from 12 exons. Gene Ontology annotation, molecular function: peptidyl-aspartic acid 3-dioxygenase activity. NCBI's taxonomy places the organism in Eukaryota, Metazoa, Chordata, Actinopteri, Anguilliformes, Congridae. The record is from RefSeq and is a predicted model, not a curated record.
GGGCAGGCGGGCCCGUAUCGGGUUCGAGCUGAGCUAAGCUUAAGCUGUGGGGGGACUGGGGUGUGCUGUGCAGGAGAGGGGCGUCUCCAUUGCUUCUCCUGCUGCCCGUCAGGCUCUCACACGCUCCGGCGGGAUGGAAGAGCCGAGGCCCGAGGUGAAGGAAAUGGUGGAAGAACCAGCUGAGGCGAAGCAGCAGCUGGCCAAUAAGAAUGGGAAGAAGGCCGAGGCUGGGACCGGGGGCUCUUUCUUUACCUGGUUCAUGGUUCUGGCCCUGCUCGGCGUGUGGACCUCGGUGGCCGUGGUUUGGUUCGACCUGGUCGACUACCAGGGUGUCGUCGCCAAAGCAAAGGACCUCCAUUCUAACCUUUCAGAAGUAAUACAAGGAAAACUUGGAUCAUAUGAUGCGGACAAUGACGGUGACUUCGAUUUGGAUGACGUCCAAGUAAUCCUAGGACUGAAGGACAAGCCUGCUGUCGUUGUGCAAACGGAGGCAGUGAAAGAGGAAGCUCCAGCUCCACCGGCAGAACAAGCACCUGAGCCUGAACCAGAACCAGAAGCUGAACCAGAACCAGAACCGGAACCAGAACCAGAACCUGAGCCAGUUGUGGAGUGGCCUUCAGAGCCAGAGGUGGAGGAAGAGAUCGAAGCUGUAGAGGAAGAGGUGGAGGAAGACCAAGUGGUGGAGGAGGAACCAGUCAUAGAGGAAGAGGUUGACCCAGUUGAACAGGAAUUGGCAGAUCUUUGGGGUGAUGAGGUAGAGGCUCCUGUAGAGGAGGAGGUAGCUGCCCCAGUUGAGGAGGAGGUGGCCUCUCCUGUUGAAGAAGAAGUAGCUGCUCCAAUUGAGGAGGAGGAGGCAGCCGCACCUGUAGAGGAGGAGGCAGCCGCACCUGUAGAGGAGGAGGCAGCCGCACCUGUAGAGGAGGAGGUAGCCGCACCAGUUGAGGAGGAGGUGGCUGUUCUUGUUGAAGAGGAGGACGCUCAAGUUGAGGAGGAGGCUGAACUUGUGGAAGAGGAGGUGCCUGCACCAGUUGAGGAGGAGGCUGAAUUUGUAGAAGAGGAGGUGCUUGCACCAGUUGAGGAGGAGGAGGUAGCUGCUCCAGUUGAAGAGGAGGCUGCUCCAGUUGAGGAGGAGGUAGCUGCUCCUGUAGAAGAUGUGGAGGAGGCCGUACCUGUUGAGGAGGAAGAGGCUGCACCUGCUGAGGAGGAGGCUGAAUCUGUGGAAGAGGAGGCGCCCGCUCCUGUUGAGGAGGAGGUAGCUGCCCCAGUUGAGGAGCAGGAGGCUGUACCUGUGGAAGAGGAAGCUGAGGAGGAGGUGCAGGAAGAGGCUGCUCCUGAAGAAGUUGAAGAGGAGGAGGUUGCCCAGGAAGAGCCAGAGCCUCAGGAGGAAGCAGCAGCAGAUGAAGAGGCAGAACCAGAAGCAGAAGCAUUAACUGAAGAAGUUCCUGAAGAGGAAGAAAUACUUGAGGAAGAAACAGAAGCAGAAGAAUCCGUUCCAGUUGAAGAACAGGCUGAAGCAGAGUCUUCAGAAGAACCUGUUGCAACAGAGCAACAACUCGAGGAGGAGCCCACGGAUACGUAAAGGUUAAACAGAGCACAGAAAACUGGGAAGAUCACGAGGACACACCCCAACAACAUUCCACUGAGAGGGAGCGUCUGAAAAAUCCCACCGCUGAGCAAAAACGAAAAAAAAAAAAAAACUUAAACAAAAUAAUUUUACUAAAUCAUGGAGAGUCCUGACUGGUGGCAUGGAGUCCAACCCCUUCAGAACCCAUCCUCCUGUUAGUCUCCCAUCCUUCCUUCCUGUCCACAUAUCACUCUUUUAGUUCACUCAACUUUUCUUUUCUGAAGUAUGAUUAUACUUUUACUCCCAUCCCCCAUGACGGUUAUUUUUCUGAUUGGAAAAUUAUGAAUGAUUUUCAAGAUCUUAGGUUAGAAGGUAGUGCCAUUAAUCAUGUUAUUUUUAAUUUCUUUCUCUCUGACCCCUUACAUUUUAGACCGUUAGAUGCAUGUUUCGUUCUGUUUUUGAGUUGUAAUUGCAGUCAGUAUGUAAAGAGCAGAGGUACAUGUCUUUGUUAGUCUCGGGUCUUAGCCUGUGGCUGAGGGCGACCUGUUAUCGAAGUCGCCAUGGUUUUCCCCCUCAUCACUGUUGCAGUCUUGUUUUGUGACGUAAUGCCAAUGCGUCUGUGAAGGAUCUAUAUGCAAAGCUGAAAAACGGUCUGUCACAGAGUCACUCAAGUGAAAGUUUUGUAUUACCAGUAUGUAUUUAGCGUUCACGUCACUGUUGCACAGCUAACAAGAAUCUAUGCUGGCAGGGUUUCUCAAGGCAAUUGUCAGGUGAUAUAUGGGUGUGUGUGUGUACAUACGUGUGAACGUAUGUGUGUGUGUGUACGUGUGUGUGUGUGUGUGUGUGAGCUUGUGUGCACAGCUCACUUUUUUGAGCAUUGGUAAUGAGCUGUGAUGUCGUUAUCGGCAAAUUGUCAGCUGUGACUUUUUUUCCUUCUUAUUUUCAGUAUUUUACAGUAUUCAACACACUGUACCUCUGUUUGAUAGCUGUCUGGUACUGCAAGUGUUCUUGACACUCACCUCAACUAAGAAAGACCACAGCAGCUUCUACACCUCUGAUAUAUAGUGGACCACAUCGGUUUGUCAAACGUUGUGGGUAAUCAUAGCACUGUUAUUCCACGUGCUUAGGUUUUAAUCUAUGUGAUUCAGGAUAAGUGAAUGUGUACACCACUGCUCUGUAUGAAUAUUGUGUUUUUUUAUUUUUUAACUAAUGAAAUGAGUGCUUUUGCACUCCGCUGUGAAGCUUAAGCCUUUUUUUUUUGGAGGGGGACAGGUGCGACCUUUGAACGUUAACCCAGUUAGACAUUUUUCCAUCCUUUCUUUUUUUUUUUUGAUCAUGUUUCUUUGACUCCUGAUUGGACCUUGUUGGUUUGGUCGUGUUGACCGACUAUAGCGGUCCCGCCACAGAAACACUGCCUGGGUUACAGAGUGAGCAGCUCGCCGUCAAGUCUCACUGCGAAAGGAGGGAGGGAGGGAGGGAGGGAGGGAGUGUGUGUGUGUGUGGGUGUGUGUGUCUCUGUGUGUGUGUGUGUCUGUGUGUGACCUGAAAUAUGAAUGGCAGCAGACUGCAGGCUUUACAAGAGCUGUGCUCAGCAUGGAGUUUCUUCAACUGGGAUUCUUAAGAAUAUCAGCUGUUUAAAAAAAAAAAAAUUAAAAAAAUUAAAAAAAAAAUUAAAAAAAAUA